GCAUCUGACGUCAGAAUCUCGCUCCAAAGAUAAAGCUCCAUAUGAAGCACAGGGUUCUUCCGUGUGAGGAGAGCGGCCCGGCGGCGCGGAGCACCUGAGGACCCCACCUGAUCCUCGUCCUCCUCUUACGCACCAAGUCGGGAGCAGUCCGCGGCGCGCGGAGGGAGCGCGCGGCAGCCGAGCAGUGCCACACAGCCUUGCGCCAAAUGACGGCCAGUCUGGAAUAGAGACGGAAAGAGAGAGAGAGAGAGAGAGAGAGAGAGAGAAAAUGGGGAUGGCGAGUGAGGACCUGCUCGUGACACUGCAGAUACUGCCCGGUUUCUUUUCCAACUGUCUCUUCCUCGUCCUGUACGACUCCGUGGUGCUGGUGAAGCGCGUCGUGGCGCUGCUCAGCAGCUCCAGGUCCGGCGGCUCCGGAGAGUGGCGCCGCAUGUUGACCUCGGCGGGACUGCGCUCCAUCUGGAACAGCUUCCUGCUGGACGCCUACAAGCAGGUGAAGCUUGGCUGCGAGGCACCUAACUCCAAGGUGGUGAAGUUGCCAGAUGGCCCUCCGUGUAGCAGCAACCUCAGUAACGUGAUCAAUGUGCCAACUGCUGCCAGGAUUCGAAAUGGGGAUGAGUGCCGCCUUCUGGAUUUUGGCUCAUCGGACCGCCCUCUGGUGGUCAACUUCGGCUCAGCCACCUGACCCCCCUUCAUCAGUCACCUACCAGCUUUCCGGCAGCUGGUGGAAGACUUCAGCGAUGUGGCUGACUUUCUGUUAGUGUACAUAGACGAGGCUCACCCUUCUGAUGGCUGGGUGGCCCCUCCUAUGGGCCCCUUCUCUUUCAGUGUGCGAAAGCACCAGAACUUGGAGGAAAGGUUGGGAGCAGCUCGCAAACUCACGGAGCACUUUUCCCUGCCGCCACAGUGUCAGCUUGUGGCAGACUGCAUGGACAACAAUGCUAACGUGGCUUACGGUGUAUCCAAUGAAAGGGUGUGCAUAGUGCAACAGAGAAAGAUUGCCUACCUGGGUGGUAAGGGGCCUUUUUUUUACAAUCUGAAGGAUGUGCGGCAAUGGCUGGAACAGAGCUAUGGUAAACGGUAGGUGAAACCAAGGACAAGUACAGAGGAAGACAUUUCCCCCAUUUUUUUUCGGUUGGCAUACAAGAGGCAUGAGGAGAAUUGAGAAGUAGCGCCUUUUUUACUUUUGAAAUGAGGCCAUACCAGACUGUUCAAACUCAGAUGAACGUGUAAAAACUUGCUUCGACUCGUGCGAACUAGUCGGCAUGUUGAUCGGAAGCCACACACGAAGGAGACAGUGCACGUGCUUCAUCUGUAUUCAUGCCUGCUUCUGUUGCAAAAAAUCAUAUUUUACAUGAUUUCCAGACAUGAAAUUAAAAACCAAAUAACUGAAGUAUAAGAACUCACAGGUUCUUAUUUUAUAAAUAUGUUUGACAAUGGAAUUGGUUUUGAAUUAAUUGAUGGAGAGUUUAACAUUUGAAUAUUCUUAUUUUUGCACAUUUCAACAACUAAAAUUGUCCUUUCUCUCUGGAUAACUCAUGAUAAUGCAUACAGUGUUAAUUGUCCAUAUGACAGCUCUAUUUAUGACUAAGUAUUUUUUAUAUUAACAAUACUGAAUCACAGUAGAUUAAAUAUACGUUUUUUAAUAGAAAAAAAGACCUUUUUAAUGUCAAAGUUAAAAUGGAUAAAUCCAAUUUAUUCUAAGUAGCAAGUAUUCACACCCUCUAAGUCUUAAGGUCACAAGGUCACGACCUUGAGUCUAUGUCUCGGUAGCUUGAGCCUCACUGGAAACUGCUCAAGCUCUGUCAGGUUGUAUAGAGUUCACUAGGGAACAGUCCAGACACAAAUCCCUAGUGGGAUCGUGUUGUGGCUUCUGAUUCAAGUCACUCCAGGACAUUAUCAUUGUUUGGUUUUUCUUUAAGUGAUUCCUGUGUAGCUUUGAUGACUUCUCAAUCAACAACUUUUUCAAUCAGGAGAAACUUCAAAUGUCAAUUUAACAUUUUUUUUGGGCUGUGCACAACAAGAGGGGAAAGUGAUGUGACACGCGAGUCUAUGGUGCUUAGACCCCUCGUGAUGCCAUCGUGGUUGAAAGGGGGUGAGGCCCUGGGGUCUAGACACUGGUGAUGGUUGAUGGCAUGUAGAUAAUGCUGAGGGUCUGACAGAGAUGGUGAGUGGAUAUCCAGGGCACUAGGUAUGGAGACUGGAGGUGAUUGGGGAGGAGGAGGGUUCCAUCGAAGUCACUGAAAUGAGAGCUGAUAGGGAGAGUACAGAUUUUAAGUUUGACAUUGAUUGAGAUUGUGGCAAAAUCUGAUUGGAUUUACCGAAGACGCCCACAGUCAGCUGAUCCGAAGAGGCGGGGAGAGUGAGAGAGAGAGUUGUGAAUGAAAGGGUCAUAAAGAAAGUCUUCCGGAUUGAACUGACGUUAAGCUUCAUUUUCAGAGCAAGUGUUGGCUAAUGGACUUCAGCAGCCUCUCUCUGCCAAAUAGUGUCCCCUCUGUCCAUCAGUGUGCGGUCCAGAGCUGUGAGUUCAAAUUCUUUAUUCCUCAAUAUAUUUGUAAUUAGAGGUGCACUCUCUCUCUCCCUCCCCAGUGUUUGGAAGUUGGCUUUAUAAUAAAGUUGAAGAAAAAAACCCUGACUAAACUCAGGUGAACUCAAUCUCACCAAUAGAGUGGCUCCUACAACAAACUGGCUGAACAACUCAUGAUUUAGUUGUGUUCUAUAAACGGGUGUGAAUACUUUGUGUUUUGUAUCUGGAUUUUUUACUUGAGUGUAAUUCAUUUAGGUCAUUUUCUAGAGAUCACUUUUUACUAUGACACUUAAAGUGUCAAUGUCGCAAAAAAAAGGCCCAUUAAACCUACUUUGAUUCAAUGUUGUGGAAUAAUAAAAACACAAAAAACCUACAACGUGUUCUCCGAAGGCACAUAUCACCAGGUCAUGACAUUUCACAUCAUGUCACAUUAUGUGAUCAACACUGAGUAAACUAUAUGAAUUUCAAAUGGCAUAACAUUCAUUCCUGAUGGGGAGGCAGAAUAACUUGUAGCUAUCUAAAUUCCUGAGAUAUCAGCACCACUGCAAGCUGUUACAUGCAUUCAGAGGAAGGGACAUUAGUUUCUACACAUGUAGAUCCGCUUGUCUGAGAACUCGAGAGGUUUGACAGAGAUGUUGGGCUUACAAAAAUGCAUAUAUUUGUAAUACACCGUCCAUCCUGGACGACCUGUAUCACGAAGCUGCUUAUCAACAGUUUUUUUCUUUUAUUGUCUAUCCAGCCAUGAGUGUGUUCAUGUGAAAGAGAGUUGUUAAUUAAAAGCAAAGUAUUCAGAACCAUGAAUGAAGUACUUAAUAUGAAUUGACACCACUGGGACAUAAAAUUGGUUAAAGCAACUGCAGGAAAGUGAUAUGCAACAGGGGGAAAUCAGUUGGAUUGAACAAGAAGCUAUGGAAUUUGUCCUCACAUAUCAGAGUAAGGCUAAAACUAUAAAUAAAUGCAGGGAUUAGUAUGAACAGUGGUCUGACGAUGAACACUCUUCUUGUUUCUGCUGCCAAAGCAAAAGACAACAGGAGAGAGGCUUGACCCAUAAUCACUUUUACUAACAAAAGAAAUCAGAUAUUGUACUUUUUUCCCUUCAAAUAAUCAUCACACAUAUUCCUCAUGAUAUUGUUAUCUACUGUACAGUGAUGAAAUAUGAGCGUGGAAGCAUCAAUGCUGUCAGGAAUCCUGAUUAAAUAACCUUUGAACAAUUAAAACAUUAAUAAUCAUCAUUAUGUUUUUAUUCAAUGGGGUAAACCGUCCUUUCAUUCGUUAGAAGCUCUGCUUUAAAGCCAAAGUUUUAAAAUAGAAUAAUUGACUGAUCCAUAAGCAUGUCUAAUGUUAUUUAUUAUUGUAACUUUUAUGUUAACUCUUUUGUCCAUAUCAAGAUCCUGUGGUAAUGAUGACUUUUUUUUUCAACGGACAGAUUGGAAGGUAGUAGGGCCGUUGACAGGUCUUGAUCUGAGCCUCUGAGGUCGCUUCUCCAAUUCAAUUAUAUUUCAUUUGUAUAGCCCCAAAUCAUAACAUACAUUAUCUCAAAGCUCUUAACACAGUACGGUCAGACCUUACAGUAUUACAGGGCAGAUUAGCCAGGCAGCGUAGGUCACUAUAGUGAUUCACAGUUAAAAGCAGCUUCGUGAUACUGGAAAAUCCCAGAGAUUAGGAGAGUAGCCCAGGGAAGGAUAAUUUACUAAUCCUGCUUCAUGAUACAGGCCCCCUAUUCCAAAAAUCACUAAUGGACAAAUAUAGAGAGAACAACAAUUCUGGUGGGAGCUCGAUGGUUCCCCAAUUUUCACGCAGCAAUGCGUGUCCUAACAGUCAAUGUAAAAAUAUGCUGUAGAAACUAAUGUCAAAAAUAACUUGGAAGAAUUUCCUCACAUGGGCAAAGAAUGCCUCCAUUUGUUAUUCACUUCACUGCCUGCACUAGCAUUAGAAACACACAGAUCAGGACCCAGAGCCGGUUGCCAGGUCGGCGAGGAACUGAGUAGACCUGUGCACUGUUUAAUGUGUUUUAAGUCUUAAUACGGAACAUUUUGAUGUAGUCAUCAGUGUGGAUUUAUGAUGUUGUUUUUUUGAUUUUGAAGACAUUAGUGUCAGCGUUAAAAUUCUUUAAAUAUUGAAAUAUCCUCAACAUGCUUCAUGUGAACUUUUAGUGGUCAGUUAAGUGUGUGUAGUAAUGUGUGGUUCAGAUGGGUACUGAAUAUCUGUCGGUCAUCAUGCUGAAAGUGUGUAGAGGUGAAAUGGUGUGGUGAUGCGCAGAUGCUUUGGUCCGGUCACAGUGACAAAGGUGUGCAAAUGAAAACCUUUGGCGAAAGAGUCCCUGACUCAGCCUCUGGUCGGAUGUAAACUGCCCCUGGUCAAUGAGACACGGGACCAGAACAUCUGCUUUCAGUCUUCUAAAAAUACAUAUGCACCUAACUGAUGCACACAGAACUGAAAACUGUUCUCUAUUUCAGCUAUUGGACUUAUUUUUUGUCAUUACUGCUUAGUGCAAUGUUUUGUUUUUUUCUAGUAUCUCAACGAAAUAAAGGAGUAUGUUUGCUGCUGAAACAGUU
Molecule: messenger RNA, 5082 nt
Organism: Scophthalmus maximus (turbot)
Lineage: Eukaryota; Metazoa; Chordata; Actinopteri; Pleuronectiformes; Scophthalmidae
Gene: dio2
Product: iodothyronine deiodinase 2
Exons: 2
Molecular function (GO): thyroxine 5'-deiodinase activity
Source: RefSeq, a predicted model, not a curated record